This is a messenger RNA of Fimicolochytrium jonesii, 2965 nucleotides long. RefSeq lists its product as uncharacterized. The coding region runs from base 37 to 2667 and encodes 876 amino acids. Gene Ontology annotation, biological process: error-prone translesion synthesis. Lineage: Eukaryota; Fungi; Chytridiomycota; Chytridiomycetes; Spizellomycetales; Powellomycetaceae. The transcript is spliced from 2 exons. Gene Ontology annotation, molecular function: DNA-directed DNA polymerase activity; damaged DNA binding. The record is from RefSeq and is a predicted model, not a curated record. Gene Ontology annotation, cellular component: nucleus.
CCCCAGCGCACGAGGAUAAUACGGUAACAGGUAAUAAUGGCACUCCACCCACCACCACCAGCAACGGCCACCCCUAUUCCCACCCACAGCACUGACUACGAGACAACCCACUUCCGUAGCGAGCCCAACUACCUCCACCUAAAAGAGCACUGCCGCGACCACCCCUUGGACUUUGACGCGCCGGAACUCGGAAGCGAACAUGAGGCCACCCACAACGACUACGAGGAGGAGUACAAGGACGACGCCAACGAGGUGCAAAUGGACGACGCGGGUCGCUACAUGGCCGAAGAGGAGUAUAUGCAGAGCGACGGGCGGAUAGACUGUGAUGUGAUGGAGGAGGAUGUGCGGUGGGAGCGACAUGGGGAUGGGCAUGGCGACAUCUUGGCGAAUGGCGUUAACGGCGAGCCCUCCGCAUCACAUACGAUGGUGGUAGACGAUACCCAUACGAUAUCCAUCAACGACACGGGAAGGCAUAUGCAACAGAGAGACGGGGCGAUACGGAACCAGCAGAACGACCAGGAGAAGGAAAAGCAGUCCGAAGACAAUGUGAAAGCCCGGUUGCUGAUCAACCCCAACAAGGCUGGAACGCAGCAUGUGGACAAGGAGCGGAUACAGGAGAUUAUCUAUGAGGCUUCAAAGGGCACACCCUUCUUUUUGGACCAACAACGCCGCGACGCCCUCCUCACCUCCAAAAUAACCCACUACACCCGUCUCGCAACUCACAUCCGCUCCCUCCCCUCCCUCACCCGCGAACAAUCUUACAUCGCCUCCUACACCUCCACCCUCCUCUCUGCCGCCGCCCUCCAACCCCCGCGAACAAUCGUCUGCGUCGACAUGGACGCCUUCUACGCCUCGGUAGAGGAACUCGACCAACCCCACCUCAAACACUUACCCAUGGCCGUCGGCAGCAUCGGCAUGCUGACAACGGCGAAUUACGAGGCCCGCAAAUACGGCGUUCGGUCCGCUAUGCCAGGAUACAUCGCCCGUAAACUCUGUCCCCGGUUGGUCAUCGUCAAACCGAGCUUUGAGAAAUAUACCCGCGUAAGCACCGUCGUCCGCCAAGUCUUUGCGAAAUACGACCCACACUUUGUAUCCAUGUCCCUCGACGAAGCCACCCUCGACCUCACGCCUUACCUCACCGCCCAUCCUACUCAAACACCCUCGGAAAUCGUCCAACAGCUCCGAACCGAUAUAUUCACAACAACAGGCCUAACAGCCUCCGCCGGAAUCGCCCCGACAAAACCCCUCGCGAAAGUCUGCUCGGACCUCAAUAAACCCAACGGGCAGUACGUCCUCACACCCGCCGCCGUCCCAGCUUUCGUCGAAUCCCUUCAGAUCAGAAAAGUACCGGGGAUCGGGAGAGUGAAUGAACGGAUAUUGAACGCACUGGGGAUCCGCACGUGUGGGGAGAUGAGGAGGGAGUUGGUGUUGAUAUAUAAGCUGUUUUCGCCCAUUUUCUUUGCGUUCUGCGCACGGACGGCGCUUGGGUUGCCGCCAUCACCCGCUCCAUCGGAUGGCGAGAACGCAGGGGAGCGGAAGAGUAUUGGAGUGGAACGCACCUUUGCGCCGAUCGCAACCCGCGAGGAGAUGUAUGCCAAGAUCGGGCAUCUGGCGAGCCUGCUGGAGGAGGAUCUGCGCCAGGCCAACAGGAAAGGGCUGCGUGUCACACUCAAGUUGAAAAGCGCCGACUUCAGAUCCUGGAGUCGGGCAAAGACUCUGGAACGCUUUGUAUGGAAACGCGGGGACAUCGAACGUGUUGCGAGGGGGUUGUUGGAUCGGGAGUGGGAGGCGAUGAUGAAGGGGGGAGGAGGAAUGAAGUUGAGGUUGAUGGGGCUGAGCAUGUCGAAACUGGCUGUACGGUCGCUCCAUCCCGGGCCUGCCGAGUCGUCGCCGCACGGAGCCGAUGAACAGGCCGAAGGGCGGGAGGGAGAUGAGGAGCAGGGAGAGAGCGGGGUGAUCAACCGCGCGGUGGGACGGACGACGGCGGGCUUCUUUGCGCCCAUCAUACGUGACGCCGACGCGGAACGGAAACGGGAACGCGAGUUUGGGAUCGUCAAGUUCCUGGUGCUCGAUUCCGAGGUCGACCCACAUGGAGGUCCGGCGGCCAGACACGGGGAUCCUGACGACGACCACGACGACGACGACGCAGCGGAGAACACCACCCGCAACAAAAAACGUAAGUUGGACGCUGACGAAAACGGAGACUCUGCCACCCACCCGACGUGUCCGGUCUGCGGGAAAGUCUUCCUGUUCCGUGGCCUAAGCAACGGCAAGGGCAUGGAAGCACCGGAUGGGGUUGAGAAAGGCGACGAGGCGGCCGAACGCGCGAUGAACGAGCAUGUCGGGCGGUGUCUGGACGAGUCGCUCGGUAACCCAAACCAUACCCACGACCCGCCGUUGAACCCUGAUAACCUCGACCCGGUCCCACCCGCGACGAAUCCCUCCGCAACCGCUGCAGCGAACCAACCCGAACGCACAGGCAUCCGCAAAUGGGUCGUGUCCACCCCCGCCGCCCCGACGUCGAAUACGUCCCCGGCAACACCAUCACAGCAGAGCGGGAACGAGGCCACGUCGACAUGCCCCGUCUGCGCCCACCCCUUCCCGGACCCGCGCAACCUGGCGGCGGUGAACGCGCAUCUGGAUCGCUGUUUGUCCGCGUAUACGUGAGCUGGAAUCAGCGAAUACACCCCGUUUUGGACGCGUUUUGGGGGUUCUUUUUUGGGGAUGCGGGGGAUGUACUGUAUGUACGGUGUAUAUAUUGGACGCGUAGUUUUUUUUUCACCGGCAAAUCGGACGAUGGAGAACCCCCGACCCCGCUGUUGGCGAACGCAGAUGGGUUUUUAACGGUUCGGGUGAUGGAUACGCAAGGAACGGGCGUUUCCAAUCUCAUGAGUGAAGCGUAUGAGUGUGGAAUGAGAACGGGGGGUACGCCGACGAAGGGGAAAGCGGCAGGCUGACUUGGCAG